Sphenostylis stenocarpa is the source of this 306-nucleotide messenger RNA. The record is from the annotation of a GenBank genome assembly. NCBI's taxonomy places the organism in Eukaryota, Viridiplantae, Streptophyta, Magnoliopsida, Fabales, Fabaceae.
AUGGUGGUGACCCAUAAAUCAUUGAGGAUGGUCAGUCAACCACAUGACCCCGAGGAGGAUGGUGGUGAUCUACCAAUCAUUGAGAAAGAUAUAAAGUAUAGAAAAGGUUCACAAGUGGCUAGAGAGCUGAGUGGUUUGCAUAUAUCUCCUCCUUCCACUGAAAGGAGACGAAAACCGCCAAAGAGAUUUGGUGAUUGGAUUGAAGUUAUGGCAUUUGGGAAAGUUGCAGAGAGCUCGGAGCGAGGAAUCAAAAGCGCAAAGCAUUGUGAAGGUGGUGUCGCUUGCUUUUUCCGCCUUGGAGGGUGA